GCGUUUGACCUUCUCUUUCACGUGUGCAAGUAGCGCGUCAACUUGCUGAAAAGGGUCAUCACAUCUGCGCCAUAAGGCAAGGAAACAGCGUAUUGUGUUUGUUCGUGUUUGGAUUCAUUUACUACGGCAACCGUUGACUACAAUUUUGAUAAAGAAAUCAUCGUAUGAUAUCUUACAGGUAAGAUACUGGAAAGAAUGUGGCAACUUGACGCUACUUCAUCAGCGGUUGUGUACAAAGCAGAUGACAGUAUAAAUGUAUACGUGACACCAUGACAGCACAUCACGAGAUUUUCUCCAAUUACACCGGUUCUCGAAACAGUCCAAUGCGCUGCCUGUUUGGUUCCCUGAUGCAACUUUUGAAACCAAGGUCGUCAUGUCGGCUCCUCCUGGGAAUUCUACUUUUGGCCGCUUUUGCUGGUGUUGGCUUUUGGGUUCACGGCACACCGUUCGAUGUAAAUCAAGAGGUGUCAGGAGUCCUAGAAGUGGGACACAAAGGACGUAAGAGAUCUGAGACUGAGGCACAGGGCAAAGACGACUCGACGCAAGACUACUCGAUGCGUCCCAACUCCUCUUACGCCAGGCUAUUUGCUGCCGAGGUUCGGGCUUUGACCAACACCUUGCCCGAACUGAACAUUGUCCUGACCACAACCAAUAUGGGAUACCUGGAUUUCACCGAGAACAUGCUGCUAAGUAUAGACAGGGUUGGCAUCCAUCCUGAAGUAGUAGUCAUCGCCGAGGACCGAGGAUCCUACAAGGCCCUGCUUGACCACAAGUAUGGACUCCACGUACUGAAACCUCCUGAUUUCAACAAACUUCCCGAGGCCAUUGACUUUGGCGUUCCAGACCACCAGAAAUUCACAAUUCGUAGGCCAGCCUACGUGCGCGAGUUCAUCAAGCAAGGCUACGAGGUGCUUUUCGUCGAUUCAGACACCUUUUGGUUUCAGGACCCCUAUCCGUACUUCCAAGGUGGAAGUUUUGACGUUGCUUUCAUGAGGGAUUACCGCAAAACAUUCAGUGAUGGAGUGGGGUUCUACCGACCAACAAACAGCACCGACUACUUCUUACGAGUCUGGGUUUGGGUCUUGGACACACAGCCAAAGCUGAGGCAAGACCAGCGCGUCGUGAGCUAUGUCCUUUCAUCCAAAUUAAGUCCAGACCUCAAGAUCAGGUCGUUGGGGUUCCAAACUUUCCCGACUUGCAAGAAUUUAUACGACUCAGAUAAUGAAGUGUGCAGAAACGUCACCGACAAAACAACCCUUUUCCACGCUGCAUUUACACCCCUUCACGUCGACAAGAGAAAGGUUUUUGACAAAUGUAAUAUCUGGCUCGUCAAUACCACGACGGAGAAAACCCCGUCAUGAUCAAUGUUUAAAAGUUAAAAAAGUGAAUACGUUGAAAGGAAGAGACUAGGGCAGCCAUUUUCGCAUCAAAUGCUUUCUUUUCAGACUAAAUACGUAUAAUUGUCCGUGCUGUUAACGGGUUAACAGUUGAAAAAAAAUUGGGCUCUUGUUUUUGCUAUUUUGCGAAAUUGCCUUUUCUUCAGCAGUACAAAAGUUAUUCACAGUUGAGUGAAACAUCGAAUGAAAAAAAUCCCUUUAGUAAUGGAAUGAUUAGGCGGCCGGACAAUAAUUCAGGCGUAUCUUUGUACGCAAACGCAAAAAGCAUUUUUAAAGCUUUGCAGAUGCCGAAGAAAUAGACAUUAGGCCUACCGACCGAACACACGACGUGUAAUUGGUUAAGGCGCAAUAGUUAUGAGUAUGCAAAGAAGGUGAAAUCAUGCACUGUGAAUAUGAUCGAGUUAAGAGUACAUUUUUAAAUAAACGCAUAUCUGUAAUGGUCAUUCCUGAAAUCUCGGAUUCAAACUAACAUCGGUUUUCUUUCUAGAAACACUUGUAUAUAUAUACCCUAAAUAACUGUUCAAACCAAAUGGAGAUGUCUAAACUUUGGCUCGUUAUUACAGCAGUUGAUGAUCGUGUUGCCCCCCAAAAAAGUAGAACGAGGAGGGGGUGGGGAUAAAAUCUGCCGGAGCCGAAGCCGAUGUUUGCGAAACGAUCCUGAAAAGCAUAAUACCAAUUUUGCAUCAUUGAGAUUGAUAACGAUGUCGUUCUACAUUGGCCCAUUUGAACCGUUAGAAUAUAAUCCUGUUAUAAUGAGCCGUGAAUUUGAAUGUAACUUCUAGAAAAAAAAAGGCGAUGUGUGUCGUUCUUGAAGUGAAAUCGGAUAAACGAGGUCGUAAACUUGUGGCUGGACGAAUCUGUUCCAAAAAAUACAUGCAUUAGAAAACUACCCAUACAGAGCAUUGAAUGCCGUGUAAAUACAACAAAAAGCUUGCAACCUCGACUUCAUCAACAAAAAGUCAGCGAGUAAUGUACAUUUUUUUGGGGAAAGAUGAAUUGUUUUUGUGGCGAAAUUCGUGCGCGUAUACAUGGUGUCCAUUAUUUUCUUUCCAGUACAUUUAUUACACACAUAAAAAAAGUUACCCAAAAGAACUUUUGAAAUUCAGAGUAGUGAGUGAUUGCCGACAAAAUAAUAAAUUCUUCCAACAUUCUGUAAGAUAGUUUUAAGCAUGUAAAUUAAGUUAAUCUUAAAAAACAAAACUCUUGACUUGUUAUUUUAAAUAAUUUAAUAAAAAAAAUAGCGAAUGUAUUAAAGCAAAUUUUAGUUGUUAUCACUGUAACAAUCUUGGCUAGAACUCCUUGGUUUUGUUGUGUCUAAAUGUUUUGUCACAUGUCUAAAAAAAAAUACGUGUUUGAAUGUUUUACUAGUUGAUUAUUAGUUUACUUAAUUACUAACCCUUUAUGUAAAAGACUCGCAUGUACAUUGAGUGUGUUCUCCUUGUUCCAUUUUAUCGGUAAUUCGCAAUGCCCUUUGUCAAGGGAUGCCCGAGUGCGUUCAGGCACAACAUAGAUGCUUUAGUGGAUUCACAUUAGAAAAAACUUUCCAGAAGAAAAUGCAUGAUGUGUAAAUUUCUUGUUUGAUAUUAUAUGUCAGAGUGUAUAAGAACCUACAAUUCUUUUUCUACCACGUGUUCUGUUGGGAAGUUAGUAAUGCAAUAAGCGUUUAUUCUUUAUACCGUCCAACCCUAAAUGUACGUAGGCCUAUAAACUUUAUCUUACUUUCUUAUCAAUGUCAAUACUUGUAUAAUGUACAGAUCAUUAUUGCAUUAUUUUUUUUAUAGAUGUAUUUGUAUUCUGACCAAAUUAAAACAUAAAGCGAAAUUACAGU
Molecule: messenger RNA, 3225 nt
Organism: Patiria miniata (bat star)
Lineage: Eukaryota; Metazoa; Echinodermata; Asteroidea; Valvatida; Asterinidae
Product: UDP-D-xylose:L-fucose alpha-1,3-D-xylosyltransferase MGP4-like
Exons: 4
Coding region: 270-1361 (363 amino acids)
Cellular component (GO): Golgi apparatus
Molecular function (GO): glycosyltransferase activity
Source: RefSeq, a predicted model, not a curated record